Molecule: messenger RNA, 1259 nt
Organism: Plectropomus leopardus (leopard coralgrouper)
Lineage: Eukaryota; Metazoa; Chordata; Actinopteri; Perciformes; Serranidae
Gene: rgs5b
Product: regulator of G protein signaling 5b
Source: RefSeq, a predicted model, not a curated record
GAGUCUCCUCAUCCUCACACACGUCUCGUUUCAUUGGCUGAGAGGGGUGAUGUCACAGAGUGGACUUCCCUAUAAAAAGUCGGUCUCCCACACAGACAGCAGACCAGCUGAGAGCUCACUCACUUCCACCAACGAAGACAGCUCUGUGAGACACUACAUACUUUACACACAACUGUGAAACCUUUGGGAAUAUCUACCAGUGAGCAGGAAAACAUCUCACCAUGUGCAGAGCACUUGAAUCGCUGCCUGUCACCUGCCUGGAGAGGGCAAAGGAGCUCAAAGCUUUGUUUGGAAGUUUGCUCCAAAAGUCAGAUCACAGUAUCACCUGCCAGUCAAAGAAAAAUGACAAACUGAGGAUUAAUAUCAACGAGCCUUUGAAAUGGAAGGAGUCUUUUGAGAAACUUUUGUCCAGUCAAAAUGGACUGUGCCUGUUCAGAGCCUUCCUGGUCUCUGAGUUCAGUGAGGAAAACAUUGCCUUCUACCUGGCUUGUGAAGACUACCGGGCAACAAAACCCUCAAAACUGGCCGCCAAAGCCAAGAACAUUUACGACGAGUUCAUCGGCUGUGAUGCACCACGAGAGGUAAAUCUCGACCAUGUGACCAAAGCCAUCACAAAGGAGAACUUGGAGCAACCCAGCGAGACCUGUUUCAAUCUGGCUCAAGCCAAAAUCUACACCCUGAUGGAGAAAGACUGCUACCCUCGCUUCCUCAAGUCCUCCACAUACCUGGAGCUCUGCAGAAAGGCCAAGACAGGCUAACAAACUCUAUUUAAAAAACUGACGUAAAGGGACAUAAGCUUACUGACGCACAGCGGAGACUGGAAAGGUUCACACGGAACAAAUACCUCAGUCCAAGGAGACUCGGGCCAAGUUGCCAAGUCAUUUUUGAGGCAGAAGGCUGCAUACAGAUCAGUGUCAGAGCUGGAAGCUGAAGGACACGUGAAGCUGUGAGAAGACACAGACUAAGCUGCAGGCGAAGUCUGCCUCUGAAAGAGAUUCAUGUAAUGUACAUACAGGGCUGCAUGAACAGCAGCCAAAGUGGUAUGAAUUUUAAAAUGCAGAUAGACAGAAAUGAGUUGCUUUAACACAACAAAUCUACCACUCGGAGAGACUAAUAAGCAUUACUGUUUAUUUAUUAUUAUUAUUUAUUUAAAGUAUUUUUAUUAUGUGGUGAAAAGAAUCUGUUUUUCAUAUGUGUUUUUAUCUGAAGUACUGUAUGUAAAAAUAUAAGCAUUGAAUAAAAGAUUUCCAGAGACAAAA